Messenger RNA from Oncorhynchus mykiss (rainbow trout), 5556 nucleotides. RefSeq names its product SH2 domain-containing adapter protein F. The record is from RefSeq and is a predicted model, not a curated record. Gene Ontology annotation, molecular function: phosphotyrosine residue binding. Lineage: Eukaryota; Metazoa; Chordata; Actinopteri; Salmoniformes; Salmonidae.
CAUUGAACACAGCUGUUGCUGUGAACUCACUACAUGGCAGCUGUAAAUGUCAUUGAAUAUCAGUGAAGUUGAAACAGCUCUCUCUGUUCUUUUGCAGGGUUAUUGUUUCUCGUGGCUUCUAGAAUAACACAGGUCCAGACCAAGUCAGAGGAGAAUGUUUCCUUACCAGGAAAACCUGCCACCUCGUAUAGCCUGAGGUCCAGGGUGCCUUUGGGAAAUGCAGCAAACAAACUGAACAUCGCCAAAGGAAUUAAACAAAUAUGGGUGUCCAUGUCAAACCAGCUCAAUGUAAGCAGAGCGCUACUUAAAGUGACCAUGUUAUUUCAAAGAAGGACAAGGAGAGCACUGGGGCUGGCAACUGUGAUCUUGUCAGACAGGCCAAGGCCAUUCCAGCUGCCCCUGAGUAGCCUCAGAGCCAAGAGACCACUUGGGUCGAGGGGCUCAAUGUGCCACAGGCCUUCUCACAUGCCCUGCUCAACAUCCCAGAUGUGGACUCUGCAAAUGCAGGCGCCUCCUCGCUGUGCAGUGACUAUGUGAAGGACUUUUACGCUUAUCUAAGGAAACUGGAGGUUUUUAAAUUGGACUCAUCUCAACUCUCUUGUUCUGAGCCUAAUUAAAUUUAAUGUGAUUUUUAUUUAUUUGGGUUGUCAAGAAGCAGCAACACCUGUUACUUUUUCACUACGUUAACCAUUAUUAUUCAAGAUCGUGUGUCUUGCCACAGACCCCUCUCUUAAUGUCUGACCGGUUGCCAUGGCUAUCAACCCUAUCUGGAGGGUUGUGAUGUGACUGGGAGCAUGUGGAGUAUUCUAGUUGACUGGCUGGUACAUGUCCAGAGGCAGUUGACUGCACUGUUGGCAUCAGCUUUCUCCAGGUAUGGCUUGUUUUUCCUCUGAUGGUCAGAUACAUUUAUUACUUAAAAAAAAGUGUUUUCUCUUCUGCUCGAGACUAUCCAGUGCCAAAGAAGUCUCUGCAACUGGUUGGUGUCACUGCGAGGCUCAUCGCUUACAAGUACGAGGAAAUUGCUCCUCCCAUGGUGGAGGACUUUGCCCAUACAACAGAUUUAACAUAUUCCUGUGCUGAGAUACGCUUGAUGGAAAUGACCAUUCUGAAAGCCUUGAACUAUGAAUUGGGAUGACCACCACCAGUUCACUUUUUAAGGAGAGCCGCCAAGGUUGAAGAGCCAUAUUGCAACAAUGAUAUUGCAGGCCAGUACGAUUUCUUCCAGCUUCUGCCUGUUGGUUAUGGGCUGGCUAAAUACCUGCUGGUGCUGACCCUUCUGGACUAUGCCUCAGUUCACCAUCCCUUACCUUCAUGAUUCUGCUGGUUAUGAAUGGACCCCAGCCCUGCAGCACUACAUGGGCUACACAGAGGUCUCUCUGCUACCUGUGAUGCAAUGCAUUGCCAAGAUGCUGGAGUGCUUGAAUGAUGGCAACAAACAGUUGUCAAUUAAGCAGAAGUAUGAAAACGUCAAGCUACUCCAGGUCAGCUGUCUCCCAGAGCUGGCAUCUACCAGGGCUUACGCCUACAUUAACAAACUGGCCAACUGUCACUGUUGACACAUUAUUUACCCCAUGUUUUUAGCUCUUUAAAAAAAAAAAAGUUAAGUCUUUAGUUUUCAAUGGUUUGUCUUGAUUUUAAAAAGCAAGAUUAAUAUGUGAUAUGUUGUCAUGGUAUUGGUAAAAAAAAAUACUGCUAAUGUGGGCUGUUGCUGUGAUGUGUCUCCAUCUAAAGGAAAUAAGACUUGUCUGCGCACUGAUUGCAAAGUCAAUUAGUUUACUACAUGAUCUCAAUGUGUCUCUGAUGGGGGAGCAGACCUUGGAGAGACUUAGUUUUCUUCUCUCUCUGCCUGUUUGUGGUGAUGCAGUUCCAUUCAUUCCAUUGUCCUCCAAGUAAUGCUGAAUCGCCCCUAUACUUCGGUCUGCUCCGCAAUUCAUCCAUCUUGGUUGGAACGUGAGUUAGCGGCAGUGAUCCUUUGGCAAUGCAGUUCCAGACAAGUACACAAAGAAUGCAAUUUACAAAGUGUGAUAGUGUCGGAGUUAAAGUUUUCAUUAAAUAUGGGUUCUUAUAGAUUAUAUUCAUUACAGAUUUUCCCCUCUGUGGAAGCAUAGCCCAAUACUCUUCUCUAAACUUUUAUGUAAGGGAGGGAUUUGUGGAGAGAUGUGUGCCUGCACUAACCUCUCUCCUCACUGUUCAUUUGCAAUGCAUUUGCAAUGCUUCAAUGACCAUCUGGAGAUGAAAGUGGUGUAGUUUGCAUGAGCAGGGCAUUUUAACCUUAAGUCCAACUACUGUAAUUGAACAAUCCUUGGUCUUGCAUAAGAGACACAAGGAACUCCCAUGGUACUGAAUGAAGGCAGCCUACCUGUACUUCACAUGAUUCUCAUCCACAUUAUAAAUCAUUGAAGGAGCCUUUUUGGCCUUGUGGUUGUGUAGUCUACAGUUUGUCAUUGUACUUCAUUUGUACACUAGUUGGCACUGUAUGAUGGGUCACUAGGCACACAGGUGUCCAGGAAGUAGGAAUGCACAGGUAUGCAGUUCUUAGUAUGCUCGCUGUUUGCACCUUGGAACAAUGAUAUGCUCCUACAGUAAUCAGGUCUGCCUGUAUGAAAUGUAUUUUUAAAUUAUAUUUUUUCUCUUUUAAAUGGGCAAAAGACCCAUCCAAUAUCUACCACUAAAUAUCAGCUUUGCACGCAUUUUAAACAUGUGUAAUCCCACUUGUUAGUGGCUCAGGGACUUUUGACUAAGUUAUCCACUACAACGGCAUGUUAUUGGGGAACAAAUAAGGAAAAUGUAAUGACCUCAGGGAUAUUACAAGUAAAACCAAGCAUUCAGUAGGCUAAAUUAACAGUCCAGUAGGUGGCAGUGAUUGUUCUCCGGUAUGAGGACAGGGAAACGUAUCCCACGCUUGCAAAAGCGCUCUCCCAUGUUGCGUAGCGGAGAGGACUCGCCACAGCCAAAGAGCGCUCUGCUGUGAGAGCGAAAGUGUCAGAGUUGCGGUAGCUCAGAAAGUGCAUGUGGCUGCGUUCGUCAGUGGACACUGCGCUGACCAAGAGGAGUAGGAGCUGGAUAAACAUUUCAGAAGCCAGUCGAGGUGACCUAUAGAAAAACAACGCACAAGAAAACAGGAGGUUAUUGUCAGGAAAGGUGCAACGAAAUAUUUAAAUAGACUUGUGAGCAAUGCACUGGCAGCAUGGCCAGAUGGUUCAGGGAACACCUAGGAUUCAAAACUACCAAAGCACCACCUCCGGCGCCCCCGAAACCAGACUACAGAUAUUGUCACGCCGCUGUGACCGGUACGCUUGGCUACCAACAACCAAGCUCCGGGGCCACCUCUCUCUAUCCAAGCCCCGCACAGCCGGACAUUCUUGCUGCUUACAAACUACAAAAGGAACUGGACUUCGAAGAUCCGUACACGGGAGGAGGAAAUAUUUCGUUUGGAACUGGUCUGGGCUCUGGGGGAUCGCCGGACAUAAAGUAUGUGUCACCAAAGCACCGGCUAAUAAAGGUGGAAACAAUCGAGAAAAGCAACUCUGCUCCGGGCAGCGGUAUCAUAGCCCAAGCUGUUGCUGUUGGGAACGUUAAAUCUCCCACGUCACCGCCUCCUGAAAAUGAGAAUAAAGAAAAGCUCAUUAUCCUGGAUGACUAUGCAGACCCGUUUGAUGCGGAGCAGGACGGGGGGACCCAGGCCACCACAGAGAAGGUGACCCAGGCCAGCACAGAGAACGAUGGCUACAUGGAGCCCUAUGAGGCCCAGAAGAUGAUGGCAGAGAUCCGCGGUGGCCGGGGGCCUAAGGAGGGGUCACUGAGAUCGCUGCCCCUGUACGACACGCCCUACGAGCCAGCUGAGAACGGAGGGGACUCGGACGGCGAGCGUCCCCGCUGCCCCAGAGAGAGUCGGCUACCGCAGGACGACGAGAGGCCCCCGGAGGAGUACGACCAGCCCUGGGAGUGGAAGAAAGAGCGCAUCUCCAAGGCUUUCGCAGCUCUGCUCUGUUCUGACUGCAUUAGCUACAAGGGCUCUGUAAGUGGCAGUGGAUCAGAACCAGAGACAAGGAUGGACAACACCUCUAAAUCCCUCACAGUCCAGUUUGAAGGGGCGGAGAAGUCCAGAAUGUCGCCCACCAGGGAGGGUAAAGGAGGGCGUCCGCCCCGCAUCCACUCCAGUUGCUGUCUGGUCAACACCAAGAUGAGCUCUCUGGACCACUGCAGUGCUGCUCUGGGGGAACGCAUUGACCCCUCCAUGUCCCUGGAGAGCCAAUUCUGGUACCAUGGAGCGAUCAGCAGGACAGAUGCGGAGUCUCUGCUGAGGCUGUGUAAAGAGGCCAGCUACCUGGUGAGGAACAGUGAGACCAGCAAGAACGACUUCUCCCUCUCACUCAAGAGUAGCCAGGGCUUCAUGCACAUGAAGCUGUCGAGGACGAAGGAGAACAAGUACAUCCUGGGUCAGAACAGCUGUCCCUUCGACAGUGUCCCCGAGAUCAUCCACUUCUACUCCAGCCGCAAGCUGCCCAUCAAGGGGGCCGAGCACAUGUCCCUGCUCUACCCAGUGGCCAUCAGGACACUAUAGUGACACGUCCUUCCCCAAAGGUCACACAGGGGUCAGGGGUCAGAUGCCCUCUCCUGCCACCUCCCAUGGGAAAUCCUGUCGCUCUGCCUUUCUCCUUCUGUCUGAUUGGUCUGAAGGACAGAGUUCAAGUUGGCGGAAGAGGCAGGGAUGAUGAUGAUGAUGAUGAUGAUAACACAGCUCACCUGUCAUCACCCACCUGAUCCCAGACCAGCUAUUAACUUUUUGUUUGUACUUGCUACAACAUUAUCAUUGCAUCAUUGACUGACACAUUAUCUGCUGACGAGCAUUGUUUCACUGAUCCCACAGCUGCUUCCUCAACAGUACCACUCUGUACCAAUCUCCUCCACACAAGACCUGUUCGUAUUGGAUUUGGCUCCAUGUUAUGCUGAAAGUGUUUAUUUAGUGAGGGGAAGCUAAAGAUUGUAAUGCCCUUUAUAAAGGAAGUGGGGAAGGCACAUUAAUGUAUUGGAGUUGGGUUAUAUAUGGGCACUCUACAGUGGCCGGCAAACUCAAUAAACCUGCCCUGUGUGAAUACUUUCCCCAUCAGUGCAACAACAGUUUAGUGUUUAAGUGCUAUAAGGUCUACAGACUGACGUCUCUGUCUAUUCCCGGGACUGUAAUUUCUGAUAUCCUUCACCACGGGUGUCCCAUUGGUAGGACAGUGUAAGUACAGCUCUGGUUUGACAGUCAGCAGACUGAUAGAUGGAUAACUAUGUUACACAGCAGUAGCACCAUUGGCUAAAUGAGCCAGAGAUGGGUGCCUAGUCUCAAAAUGGGCUAAAUUACCUUCCCAAUCUGCCAUCAUCUUUGUAUGGGUAGAAUGGAAUAUGCCUGCAUUGUCUACCUCAGAAAAUCAAUUUCAUUCGUGAAUCUGCAGAUCAAUAGGUACAAUGGGAUUGCAGAUAUUGAUCCAACCCCCACCAUGCAACUCCGAUUCCCAACAAAUUGCAUCUAUGGUUUAAGAAUAUGUUUUUGCAUAAACCAGUCAAUCA